AUGGCGGGCCACCUUCAAGAGAUCAACCCAGCAUCUACGGCCGUGGCCAAGGACGAUCUGGUGAUACCCCUUAUCGAUUUCCGGCCCUUCUUUACCGGAACCCCAUCCGACAAGCACGCCGUCGCCUUGUCUAUCACAAAUGCAUUCAAGACAUCCGGCUUCGUAUACCUGAAGGAUCAUGGCAUUCCACCCUCGGUGGUCUCUCGAGUCUUCGCCUCAUCUGCUGGCUUCUUCCGUAGACCCCGGAGCCAAAAGGACGGUCUGGGCUGGACUACCCCACAUUCGAACCGUGGUUAUGUCGCGAUCGGGCGCGAGAAGCUAGCCACCCUUGAAGAAACCGGAGAUAUGGAUGCAUUGCGGGGAUCUGCACCUGAUAUCAAGGAGACAAUGGAGAUAGGUCGCGAGGGAGUUGAAGGUCUACCUAACCAGUGGCCGGAUCAUCUCGAUGAUGAAGGGAAGGAGUUCAAGGAGACGAUGCUUUCCUUCUUCGGCAUAUGCAAGGAUCUACACAAGCAGGUUAUGAGUGCUAUCGCACUGGGCAUGAAUCUGCCAGAACACUUUUUCGAUGACUUUGUCAACGACGGGGACAAUAAUCUUCGUCUCUUACACUAUCCUCCCGUUCGGAAGGAUGUCUUCAAGCAGAACCCCAAUCAGGUUCGCGCUGGGGAACACAGUGAUUAUGGCUCUAUCACGCUGCUCUUCCAGGAUCAGCAUGGUGGUUUGCAGGUGCGGAGUCCAAAAGGAACGUUCGUCGAUGCAACUCCCAUUCCUGAUACCAUCGUUGUCAACGCGGGAGAUCUACUGGCGCGGUGGUCCAAUGAUACUAUCAAGAGCACACGUCAUCGGGUUAUUGAGCCGCCCAAGCCAGAGGGACAGCAUGCAGAUGAUACCUCCGACACAUAUCCUUCUCGAUACAGCAUUGCGUAUUUCUGCAAUCCGAAUAACAACAAAUUGAUCGAGGCGCUGCCGGGCACGUAUGGGGAAGAUAUUCAUGUGACCAAGAAAUAUGCCGGUAUCACUGCAGGCGAUUACCUGGUCCAGCGACUGGCUGCGACAUACUGA
Penicillium daleae is the source of this 1062-nucleotide messenger RNA. RefSeq names its product isopenicillin N synthase family dioxygenase. The record is from RefSeq and is a predicted model, not a curated record. Gene Ontology annotation, molecular function: dioxygenase activity. Bases 1 to 1062 code for a protein of 353 amino acids. NCBI's taxonomy places the organism in Eukaryota, Fungi, Ascomycota, Eurotiomycetes, Eurotiales, Aspergillaceae. The transcript has 2 exons.